Messenger RNA from Ailuropoda melanoleuca (giant panda), 1580 nucleotides. RefSeq lists its product as uncharacterized. The record is from RefSeq and is a predicted model, not a curated record. The transcript is spliced from 2 exons. Lineage: Eukaryota; Metazoa; Chordata; Mammalia; Carnivora; Ursidae. Bases 214 to 933 code for a protein of 239 amino acids.
AGAAGAAAAAAAAAGGCAAAAACAAACAAACAAAAACAAAAAGAUACAAGUAACAACAACAAAAAAGAACCCCAGAGGACACAUCAUCCUGUUUCCCCAAAAGCAGCUUUGCAGCACUCUAUAAUAAGCUGACUUGUGGGUGAGGGCUUUGUGGUUGUCUCCUGAGGGAGGGACCUGCUGCCCUAUUUCUCAGGUGGAAUUGCCCUAGUGGAGAUGCACCUGCAGGGGGGCAGUGGGGCAGGGCUUGGUAUAGCGGCUCUCCUCUCCACUGGGCACUGUUUAGCUCACUGGGGUGGAUCAAGCUGCUGUGUGUGGAUAGAAAAUGGUUUUUCCCUGUUCUCUCAUCUCUGGAGUGGGAAAUGCAUGCCACCACUCUUUAGUGAGCCCUCACAGACAGGAAAAAAUGACCCCUCCUCUUCCCUGGUUUUCCUCAGCUACCCAUCUUCACCCUGUCUACGUCUUAGUUGUCCACCUGCCAAAUGGUGCAGCACUCCUGUGUUUUAUCUCAGACACAGCUGUGUUUCAAAACCCCAGACUUCGGGGGCCCCUGAGGAACAGACCCACGCUGAUCCUCUGGAGGAGGGUUUCCCUGCAUUGUGGCUGGUGCUGGCUUGUCGCAGAAGGCAAUGGCUCCAACACUGCGCUUCAGAGUUUAUGAGUCAUCCUUGGGCUGCGGAAGAAGAAUACUGGACUAUUUCCGCUGGAUUCAUGAUCUCCCUACAGAAAUUCGGUGCUUCUAAUCUUGUUCUUAUAUUACUCUAUAUUCCUUUUCUAGUCUUCUUUCCCAAAUUUCUUCUCUUGAGUGGGAGAGAAGAAUGGAUGUUAGACAAGAAGGGAGUCAGAAUGAGAAGAACGUACUAUCUUACAAGCAGAGGUACAGAGGCCGAACAAAAGGAGGAGAUAAGCACGGGGAGAGGGAAGCCACAUCUUUGAGAGAUACUGACCGUGGUGCUGCAACACCAAUCUGCAGUAAGUCAAAUGGAGCAAAGACGUUGAGACCCAUGAAGAAUCUCACUUGUUUCUUAAAAGGAAAACGGGAAACAAGAGCUCCUUGGAGAGGCAUCAUAGCCAGGAGGACAGGAACAAUGACCAAUGCUGCUCCUUUUAUCUGCUUGUCAGUUUCACUCAGGCUUAAUGAUGACUGCAUAACUAAUUUUGACUUCAAGAAAACUCUAUGCAUUCCUGAAGUUGGGUAAGGGAAACACCCACAAAUAUUCUUCAAAAGUGAAAUAAUAGAAACAAAGAAGAAAGGAAAAAUGGAAAGGAAAGAAAGAGGAACAAGCCAAUCAUUCGUUAGAAUAUCUGUCUUCUACUAUUAAAAUACUGGUAAGUCAAGAAAAUAAUUUUAUUGUCCUUAGAAAUUUGAAAACAGAGGAAAGUCCGUGUCAUGUUAUGAAUCAGGAAUGAGAAUACUUUAUUGUGCAUUAUCAAUUUUCAGGAAAAAAAUCUGGAGCAUACCAAACACAAAUUAGCUAGUUUUGUUUACUUUUGGAGGGAGUAAUGCUCACAUUUAAUUUAUUCAUCUUAAAAAUCAGUCAUUGAGACAUUAACCAAUUAUGAAAUAAAAAAAUAAAAACUUA